CGAAGCUUUCGUUGUGAUUGUCGUACCGACCAUUAUAACUGUUCAAAGCUGCUUCGGGUCUUCUGCCGCAGGGGUGCCGUCCUGGAGCGCCUGAGCAAUGCGCUCCGACGGCCGCUUCAGCAAGCAGAAGGUGGUGCUGUGAUGGUUGUUGGUGGUGUUGUGCGUUCGUGGUGGGCUCCACCGAGCACACUUGCGGCCUGGGAUUGCUUGCAGCACGCCCUCCGGCCUGCCGCCUCCAUGGGGCGUCCCUCCUGGACAGCCUCCGAGCCCUCGCUGCUCAGCGCGCGGCACGCCAGUUGCUGGCCUCCUCCCCCCCUCCCUCUGGGCCCCGCGAACGAACGCCCAGAAGAGGCUCUGCAUUCGUUCGCCAGUGCGGCCGAGCUUUGA
Prorocentrum cordatum is the source of this 387-nucleotide messenger RNA. The record is from the annotation of a GenBank genome assembly. Lineage: Eukaryota; Dinophyceae; Prorocentrales; Prorocentraceae.